Drosophila suzukii is the source of this 1791-nucleotide messenger RNA. Its product is annotated as transmembrane protein 64. Gene Ontology annotation, biological process: regulation of cytosolic calcium ion concentration. The record is from RefSeq and is a predicted model, not a curated record. Gene Ontology annotation, cellular component: endoplasmic reticulum. Lineage: Eukaryota; Metazoa; Arthropoda; Insecta; Diptera; Drosophilidae.
GUUGCGGGAACUCGGAGUUCCAAUUGUCCAAUUCCAAUCGGAACGUCGGCUGGCAGACGUGCGUCGUUUGCUGAGCGGGUGGUGUAUAUUAAUGUAUAUAAACAAUAAAAGCGUAAUUUCAAUUGAAUCAAGACAAUAACAACGGUUUCUGGGACUCGGUUGCCUUGCCAUAUGUGACACUCAGCACAACAUGCGCCCGUAAAUUCCGAAAGUUCGACAUCUGUUUCGGCGCGGAUGCGGUUGCUGGUGCACGAAAGUGAAAUUUCGCAGCGGAAAGUGCAAGAGAAAACGGAGAAAGGUGCCUCCAGAGCUAACCGUUAGUCCUGGUCAUGUCGUCGCUGGAACUCGAGAUCAGCAGCGGCCGCACCAGCAACAAUAAUAAUUCGUAUGGAUAUGCGACCAACAACAACAACAGCAUCAUGCAGAAGCCAGUACCCGCCCCCUCGACCCCCGCCUGCGCUCAGCUGAUCCAAGGCAAGGAGGGGGCCCCACUGGAGGGCAGUGCAGCAAACACCUCCGACCCCUCCUCGGUCGCCCUGCUCGUCCUGGAGUCCUCGGAGGACAGCGAGUGUGACCCCUUCCUCGCCAGCAGCGCUCCUAGUCGAAGAGGGCCCCGGCCCCCCUCCUCCGUCCUCCGCAGCCGCAAGCGCAGCUCUUGGUGGGGACGGGCCCACGGCUACCUCACCCGCAACUGGUACCUGGGAUGCCUGCUGCCCGCCUGCCUCCUGGGCGCAUUCGUCUUCAUCGGCUGGGCGACGCGGGACUACGCCCGCCAGCUGCUCUUCUGGAUUGAGAUGCAGAACGCCUGGAUAACCUUCGCCGUGUACAUGGCGCUCUUCGCCCUGGUCAGCUUCCCCGUGGUGGUGGGCUACUUCGUCCUGCUCAUCACCGCCGGCUACCUGUUUGGCUGCCUGCGCGGCUGGCUCACCGUGAUCCUAGGCGCCAACCUCGGCAUCGCCGUGGCGCAUGCCACCAUUCGCAGCUGCCGGCACCGCAUUCCCGUGCAAAGGUUGAUCAAGAAUGAUACGGGACGAGCUAUUCUUCGCGUGAUAUCUGGACCAAAGGCAUUUCGGGUGGUGCUCUUUACGCGACUUACCCCCAUUCCCUUCGGAGUUCAGAAUGUGAUAUUCGGAAUCAGUUCCAUCAAUACGAGAGACUACCAUGUGGCCACAAUGAUUGGGCUGCUGCCAGCCCAAACUAUCAAUGUUUACUUGGGCUCAACGCUAAGAUCGAUGCACGAAGUUCUUAAUGAUAAUGAUACCAAGCUGACAGGCUACAUUAGCUUCGUAUUUGAGGUAAUUUGUGGAGUGGCUCUGAUGUUCUGGGUUCUGCAGAAGGCGAGAAAAGAGCUGUCAGAGACGCUCCUCAUUGCUGAUUAUAAUAACGAGGGCAAACACUCUGACAUCCAAGUCUAGCAGAAGCCACGCGGGGAGCAGAGUUCCCACAGGAGACCCACCCCAAGAGAACCUCCUGGAAUACUGGACAAGACUGCAUUUUUGCAUUAACUAGAUUAAGCGAAGGUGAUUUUUGAGUUAUAUUAAUUAUUUAUGCUCAAAGCAAUGCCAUGAAUACCAAACAUUAUGCUAGUUAACCAUAUAUUCGUUAAUGGAUUCAAAUCCCACGAAUCCCAUAAGAAAACGCUCUACAUCACAAUCUAUUUCUUAAAAAUAAGAAUUUUACAUUUAAGUCAAAGCCUCGCUCAGAAAAUGCUAAUCUUAGGAUUCGACCUAAAACAUUGUUCAAUUACUAGUUUGUAAGUGAAGCGAAUAAAUGUGCUCUAUAGUUCAAUCA